AUGCCGAGAACCGCUAUUAAAGGUCAAGCGGUCGCCGACUUUCUAGCUGAAUUCUCUCACAGGCCAACCUACACCCCAUCUGAAGAAACUGAGAUUGCAAGAUGGAAGCUUUACGUGGAUGGGGCGUCGAGCGAAAAUGGAUCAGGAGCCGGCAUCUUACUAAUUAGCCCCGAAGGCCAUAAGAUUACCUCGGCGGUACGGUUCAAAUUUAGAGCAUCAAAUAAUGAGGCAGAAUAUGAAGCCCUAAUUGCCGGACUCUGUUUAGCAAACCACUUAAAGGUCGAGAGAAUCAGCGUCUACAGCGACUCCCAGCUAGUCGUUGCGCAAAUAAAGGAGGAAUAUCAAGCGCGCGGUGAAAGAAUGGGGGCAUAUCUAAGAAAGGUAAAAGAGGAGCUCGUUAAAUACAAAAACUACGAGGUACUCCAGAUCCCGCGAGCCGAAAAUGCAAACGCGGAUGCACUGGCAAAGCUGGCUUCAUCAAAGGAUGCCGACACACUAGGCGUUGUCCCCAUUGAAGAAUUGGAACGGCCGACCAUCGAGGAGCGCGCUGAGGCAUUUAGUGUCCAAGAGGGAGAAAAUUGGAUGACACCACUCAUACGAUACCUAAUGGACGCUCAGUUGCCGAAUAGCAAAAACGAGGCCCGACGGAUUAGGUAUAGAGCCGCCAGGUACUUAUUAUAUGAUGGCCUGCUCUAUCGACGAGGCUACUCAACACCUCUACAACGGUGCCUAGAUGAUGCCGAAGCCCAGAAGAUCCUCCAAGAAAUACAUGAAGGGAUCUGUGGCAAUCAUUCCGGGGGACAAUCUUUAGCGCUAAAGGUUUUGAGGCAAGGAUACUACUGGCCCACGCUUAAAAAGGAUGCUUUCCAGUACGCCCGACGAUGCGAUAAAUGCGAAAGGUAUGCCACAAUUCCUAGGGCACCCCCGAAAAAGCUAACUUCCAUUCUCAGUCCAUGGCCCUUCGCCAAGUGGGGGAUUGACCUGAUCGGGCCAUUGCAUCCUGCACCUGGGGGGUUGAAAUUCACGAUCGUUGCGGUAGACUACUACACGAAGUGGGCAGAGGCCAAGGCCCUAACCACUACCACGGAAGCAACCUGCACCAAAUUCAUGUGGGAUCACAUCGUAUGCAGGUUUGGGGUUCCUCACUCGAUAGUGUUCGACAAUGGGAAGCAGUUCGACAACGUGCGCGACACGCAGAUUUUGCGACGGUUUGGGCAUCUGAAAAGACUUCUCGGCGCCAAUCCAUCCACAGUCAAAUGGGCAAGUCAAGGCCAUCAAUAA
Messenger RNA from Morus notabilis, 1281 nucleotides. RefSeq lists its product as uncharacterized. The transcript has a single exon. Lineage: Eukaryota; Viridiplantae; Streptophyta; Magnoliopsida; Rosales; Moraceae. Bases 1 to 1281 code for a protein of 426 amino acids. The record is from RefSeq and is a predicted model, not a curated record. Gene Ontology annotation, biological process: DNA integration. Gene Ontology annotation, molecular function: RNA-DNA hybrid ribonuclease activity; nucleic acid binding.